This is a messenger RNA of Aspergillus ruber CBS 135680, 489 nucleotides long. RefSeq lists its product as uncharacterized. The transcript has a single exon. Lineage: Eukaryota; Fungi; Ascomycota; Eurotiomycetes; Eurotiales; Aspergillaceae. The coding region runs from base 1 to 489 and encodes 162 amino acids. The record is from RefSeq and is a predicted model, not a curated record.
AUGCCAUCUCAACUUUCGAACCCUUCUUUGUCUCAAAUUAUGGGCUCUACCUCGAAAUAUCGCCCAAGACACAUUGGAGUGCCUGCUCAAACGACAUCCACUCGAGAGUUAAUAGCGACCAAUCCUCGCAAAAAUUUUGCCUAUGGGAGGAAUUGCCGCUUUCGAGGACCGACAGGCUCUCGCUACCAUAUUGCUACCUUGUUGAAUCUGCAGCCUAACGUGACCGUAUCAAUACCUGCUUCUCUCUGGACUUCUCCCAUUUCCCAUCUUCCGUCUUCCACCCCCUUGUUUACAGAACAAGCAACAAAAAUGGCACACAGAAAUAACCAGCGAAAGAGCUCUCGCGCUUCCCCAAAGGGAACUUCCUUCAGUCCUCAAAAGCCCAUGCCACCUCCCACUAAUCCAGCGCUUGCACUAGCGCCGAUGGCUCCCAUGGAUUAUCGCACGCCCUAUGCCAACCUUCUCCUCUCCAAUGACGAGAGGUUUUAG